Molecule: messenger RNA, 4740 nt
Organism: Darwinula stevensoni
Lineage: Eukaryota; Metazoa; Arthropoda; Ostracoda; Podocopida; Darwinulidae
Source: the annotation of a GenBank genome assembly
AUGCGUCACGUGCUCACUCGCUUCCACUCCACUGGGGCUCCAUUGGGGCUCCAUUUGGGCUCUAUUGGGGCACUGUUGGGGCUCCACCCUGACGCGUGCAUUCUUCUCGUCGACGUGGAUGGACGUGGUUAUGUCUGCGGGUUCAUUGGAGAAGGGGAGGUGAUGGAAGGAAGUGGAAGUCGCAGCCCUGGUGGAGGGGCCCAGGGCUCAGCGGGGCAGGGACACCAGAGAACAUCCUCAGGCGCGACGUCUCGCUCCCUGUCCCUGGCGUCGGUGAGCAGCGAAGGGAGCGAAAGGGCGGAACAGCCCUUGGUCGAGCAGGAGGACAUCGUCUCCCUCACCCAGGAAGUACGGGGCUUCAAGGAAGCCCUCGGGAAAUUGCGACGCGUCUUCGGGCCCGAAAAAGUUGCAGAAAAGGGAGAGAUUCCCCGGGUAACAGCGCAUGAUCGCCUGGGUGAAGUCCUCCGUAUCCUUCGAGGGAUUUUGGAGAGGUAUUCCCCUCUUCAAUCCACGGAACUCCUCAUGGCUGCCGGAGCCCUCAUUCAGCAGGUCAAAGGAUUCCCCUAUGAAGAUGAGAAAGCGGACCCGGCAGAUUUCUUCGAGACCUUGGAUAACUUGGCCCUCGCCUUCAGCUCCAGGGUCUCGGAGUAUUUGAUGGGAGAUCUCGAUAGCAGUUCUUCGUUGACGGCUAGUUCCACCAAGACAAAAUCUUGCGAGAACCUGGCAUCUCUGGACCAGGAUGUGACGUCAGAGGAUAAGGAACCCGAGCAACUGACGCCUGAACUCAUGGAUGCCAUCCUCCUACGGCUGGAGCAGGGGGUCGAAUAUGCCCUCCACCGCGCCAAGAUUUGGAGCAAAUACGCAAAAGAUAUGAUGGGGUACGUGGAGAAGCGGGCGCAGUUGGAGCUGGAGUAUGCGAGGAAUGUCGCCAAACUCGCCCAGAGUGUUCGACCGACCCUCAAGGAAGAGGGAUUCCUGCCUUUCCAAUCCAUCUAUUGCACGGCUCUAGACCAGGACUUGGAGAACGCAAACACGACCCAGGCGACGUGCACUCUCCUUCAGGGACACAAGUUCAUCGAGCCGCUGACGGCGAGGCGAACGGAACACGAGAGAUGCCGGAAGCAGUUGAAGGACACAUGGGCCCGGGAGGUGAAGAAGAUGCAGGAAGCGGCGGCGAACGUGAAGAAAGCCAAGAGCUUGUACAUGGCCCGAGCCCAGGAACACCGGCGGGCCAAGGAAGCCGCACAGCAGCAGCAGGCCCAAGUGGUAACGGCAUCCACUCCAUCUACCCCUCACGGAUCCAUGGAGACCCAGCCCUUUCCGGUGUCUCAAGAUGCCGUCAAGCUGGAGAAGAAACGAAAGCUCGAGGACGAUGCCCUCCAAAAGGCACUGGAGGCAGAGACGACCUACAAGGCGUGUGUGGCGGAGGCGAACGAGCGUCACGCGUCGCUCCUGCGAGUCAAGUCGCAAGUGUUAAGCCAGGUGCGGGAAUUGAUGCUCCAAUGCGAUCAGACGAUGAAGGCUGUCACCGUCGCCUACUUUCAGCUCCAGCACACCGUCUCCGCUGCCCCACCUGUCCAGGACUACUGGCUGCGAGGUUAUCUGAAAGGCAAUGCGUACCGUGAUAGCCCACGUGAUGCGGCCGCCUUAAAUCGUCCCUUUGUAAGGGAUGAUGCAACCAUGCCCCCUGCCAUGUAUCGAGCAGCUUUUCAGACGCUGUGCGAAAGCAGCCGUUUGUACGAGCCCGGAUCCCAAUACAUGGAGUUCGUGAAACGCCUUCCCCGACCACCCCUGUCGACCGAGGGUGGAGAGGACACCCCUGAGGCAUCCCCGUUCGUCUUCGAGCCCAUCUCCACCCCGCUUCUCGGUUCUCGCCACCAGACCGGGUCCAUGGACAAGAACCGACCUUCCGAGGGCUCACUCGGCCCGGAGCAGCCGGAGGGAGUCCGUCGGAGUCCUCUCAAGGCCUGGAUUGGGAGUGGGAUCGCCCAGUACCCGAGCGAUACGGACAGCAUCGCGUCCAGUCAGAGCGGGCGAAGCGUGGAUCAUUCCCCCACUCCCAGCCCUGGAGCCGAACUCGCUUACAAAAGAGUUCCUUCCUUCUCGACCGACGAUGGGGAAUCUGCUCCAGCUGUGGAACCAGGGGGGAAAGACAGCGGAAACGGAGUGAGUCGAAGGCAUUGCAUGUCCAAGGCAGCCGUGACGCACAACUUCAGGAAGCUGAAAACCCCGGCACGAUGCCGGGAAUGCGAUUCCUUCGUUUAUCUGGGAGUCGAAUGCGCGGAAGUGAGUUCCUUGACGCAUCUCAUUAGUCGAUACCUAGGUUCCGUUUCUUGUCCAUUUAUUAAUCUGACGUUUCGUUGGAAGUGCGGCCUGGCGUCGCACAAAAAGUGCCUGGAGACGCUGGCCAUCCAGUGCGGACACAAGAGGCUCCCCCGGAAGAUGACCACAUUCGGCGUGGACAUCGAGCAGCACCUGAAGGAGACCUCCGCCCACAUCCCGCAUCUGGUCAUCAAGUGCGUGUCCGAGAUCGAGAAGAGAGGGAUGAGGGUCAAGGGGAUUUACCGAGUGUCGGGAGUGAAGUCUCGAGUGGAGAAGCUGUGCCAGAGCUUCGAGAACGGGGCCGACUUGGUGGACCUCACCGACACCCAUCCCAACGUCGUGGCCAACGUCCUCAAGCUCUACCUGCGACAACUGCCCGAGCCUCUGCUCACCUUCAGACUCUAUUCUGAGUUCAUCAGGGUGGCAAAGGAAUCCGACUCCCCAUCGUCCAACCCAAAGAAGACCCUGGACGGGAUGAGGGAACUGGUCCGCCGCCUUCCCCCGACCCACUUCGACACGGUGGCCUACCUGAUGCGCCACCUCCACCGGGUGUCCCUCGAGUCCGACCUCAACAACAUGCCACCGAGCAACCUGGGGAUCGUGUUUGGGCCGACCCUGCUGAGGAUGUCGGAGGGGAGCGCCUCGCUCAACUCCCUCGUGGACACUGUGCAUCAGACGAAGGCCAUCGAGAUCCUCAUCGAUAAUUCCAACGAGAUCUUUGGAUCUGCGGAUCACGCUACGGCUCCGCAUGUUCCUGUGUCGAAGGCCGAGGGAACUCCUCGUUCUCUCAGUGUGGAGAGUUCGGACUCGAACUUCCUAUCCCGUAUGCCUCUGGUCCGUUCCUUGUCAUCAGUGGGGAAGAAAGCCUUGGGCAAGGACACCGAAAUAGUAAGCACCACGAUGGAAAAGCGGGAUCCGGAAGUGAACGACGAGAUCAACAUUCCCGGCUUCAUCGAGACCCCUCCGGCAGAUGACACCCAGCCCGAGGAGUCCUUGACGAACAUGAGCCUGACCUCAGACGACGACCUGCCCAUCCUCUUACCGGACGAUUCGGGCAAGCGGUCGCCGCUGAUCCGCCGCUCGGCACCCGUGGACCCAUCGACCCGUCACCAGAUCCUGCGAAAGAGCGCCUCGGACGUCCCCCAGGGCCAGGAAGGAGCCUCGAACAGCCGGAGCACCAAGGCCCGUGCCCCGCCCCCACCCACCGAGUCCUUCGCCAAGAGUAACUCCAGCCCGCUGCUCGUGGCGGGGUCCCGCCUCGACGACAUCGCCUUCAUCGACCAGUCGGAGGCGCCGGGCAGCCCGAAGCCCCACAACAGCUCCAUCGACUCGGACUAUAGCUUCGACGGGACUGAAUGCCCGCGCGGGAAGUCCCUACAAGGCGACGUGGACCUCGAAGACGGCUCCGUGUUCCACCGCGGCAGCCUCGACAACCUGACCUCGAGCGAGAGCUCCCAAGACGUCGACUCCUUACCCGUGACGGAGGACUCUCAGAGCAGCGAGUUCGCGGACGAGCCGGACGUGAUGUCCGUGACGAGGUCCGACGAUCCGGACCCGUCCCUCCGCUCCACCACCACUGCCGUCACUUCGGUCCUUCACUCCAAGUACACGGAAGGCGGUUCCAAGUACGUGUCCCCGUACCUGAACAGUACCUACGGCUCUCGGCUGUACCGCCAACCGUUAACGGCGUCGGACGGGGACGCGAACAAGGUGAAGAUCCGGGUCCCGGCGUCCACGACGGAGAAGCUGAUGAAAAGCAUCAUCGCGGGAGACGCGGGAGGUCCCAAAAUCCGACUGCCGGGGACGGAUCUCUUCGAGUUCAACUCCCAGGCGGCGGGGAAGGUGGGACUGAGCUAUCGGGAGGACAGCACGACCGUAAGUGAAGCCGUGAAGGGACUCGGUGGAGGGGUUCGCAGCGGUGACGGGAUUCACAGCGGUGAUGGGUUCCUUCGCGUUACCCGGGAUGUCUCUGGCUUUUCCUCUUCCUUGCCUUCCUCUGCGCUCGUUGCCGAACCGUCAUCGGCGUCGUUUGCCCACAGGUCGCGUGAUCCUGCGAGCGACUCGGAACUCGUGCAAUGCAUCGCCGUCACGAGAGGGCAAUACGUGUGACCGUGUGAUUUUUUUUUCUCUCUCUCUCUCUUAUUUUGUCUUUGUUGUCUUCGAUCGGAGCAUUCCUCGUGGAUAUUUUUGUCGUUUUUCUUCUUCCCCAUGGUGCUACACCUUCGGUUUCCCCCCCUCCCCGGUUCGUAGGAGAAGACUCGAGACUCUGGGACGUUCCGUGCCGGUCCGCGCCCGGAACGAGGCCACACACGCUCUUCCUGCUGCCAGUGCGAGACGAAACGCGAAAGAACCGUUUUUAUAGACUCUGGAUUUACCAAAGAAAUAUCGUUUUAAAUAUAGAGAUGAUUUUGGAAGAAA